Molecule: messenger RNA, 13713 nt
Organism: Syngnathus acus (greater pipefish)
Lineage: Eukaryota; Metazoa; Chordata; Actinopteri; Syngnathiformes; Syngnathidae
Product: dynein heavy chain 8, axonemal-like
Exons: 92
Coding region: 60-13640 (4526 amino acids)
Biological process (GO): microtubule-based movement
Cellular component (GO): dynein complex
Molecular function (GO): dynein light intermediate chain binding; minus-end-directed microtubule motor activity; dynein intermediate chain binding
Source: RefSeq, a predicted model, not a curated record
AAGCAGAAACUGGAGGAGUUUCUACCUUCAAAGUGGCAACUCUGCUGGAGUUCUAAGUGAUGGAGGCCCAUGAUGAUGACCACAAGAAUGCAAGGAAUCUGCGAAAGGAGCACUUGGGCCCAACACAUCACUAUGUGAUCAACAUGCUGGCCCUCAGGCUGAGCUUGACUCCGACAGCAGUGGAGCAGUUCAUUCUGGACUACUCGCUGGAUCCUUUUGAUGAUUUUUUUGCCAUUAAUGGAAGCUCGAAACUUGCCUUUGUGUAUCAAGCGACAAAACAUCCUGGCCAAGAAUGUGGCCGUGCAAUUCCUGGGCCCCGAAAAGCACUGCGACUCGUCCACGCCAAUUUAUCAAAGAAGCGCCUCACGGGCAUAUAUUGCUCCUUCACUCGGGUCCGAGUGGAUGUUGCUGUGACGGAAGACAACAUACAUCAGGAGACCUAUUUUUCCAUGUUUGACGCCCGCAAUGGCUUCUAUCAAGCCAUCCAGAACAGCUUCAAAAACCUUCUGCCCGGUUUCCAAGCACUGCUAAAAGUUGACAGGACACAGCAGAGAGGCAAGACUAAGUCAAACUUUGAGCAUAUCUUCAAGAACAUCCUUUUGGGCUUAGAUGUGAUCCAGAUGAGCUACCAGAAUGUUAAAUUGGCAGAAACCAAGAACGUUGACUUCAGUAAACUGGCAUCCUUGCAAGAUAUGACCUUAGCAGCAACCGACAGUGACAUGGUUACACAUAUGGAGGAUCUCCUGAUAAAGUGGACAAAGCAAAUUGACCAGGUCCUUUUGGCGACUCAAGCGCUGAAGCAAGGUCUUGUGACGGAGGGGCCGCUGAGCGAGCUGGAUUACUGGAGGCAAACGCUCUUGAAGUUCAACUCCAUCCUCAAUCACAUCAACAGCACAAAAUGCAAGGCCGUCAUAACCGUGCUCAGACUUAACCGCUCCAAAGCACUGAAGGUGUGGCCGAUGCUGGAGUCCAGGGUGACGGACAACUUCAACGAGGCCAAGGACAAUGUCAAGUUCCUGGACACGCUGGCGAAAGUUUGCCAGCCUCUUUAUACCAGCGACCCGGCCACCAUUGUGAAAAGCGUGCAGAACAUCAUUAACGCGGUUCAGAUGAUCCACACGGUGUCGCGGUACUACCACACCAGUGAAAAGAUAUCCUCCAUCUUCAUCAAAGUCACAAACCAGAUGAUCAUAGCGUGCAGGCGAUACAUUUCCAACAACGGCACAGCCAUAUGGGGCCAAGAUGGGAAAACUGUUGUGAUGAAAAUACAGGAGUGCCUUGGUUUGUAUCGGGAGUAUGAGUCUUGCUUGAAGAAUACACAGGAAAAAUCAAAAGAAAUGCCAGGACAGAGGCCCUUUGGUUUCUCAGAGAUGCACGUGUUGAGGAAGUUUGAGGUCUUCUGCAAGCGUCUCGAACAUAUCACCAAAAUAAUGUCAGUGUUCAAGACGUUCGAGUGCCUGGCCAAGUCCAACAUCGAGGGCAUCGAGACUCUGGCCGGGCAGUUCCGCAAAGUCUCCGCCGAGCUGAAGAACAAGCAGGCGGAUGUGUUUGCGUCAAGGACGGUGGCCUUCGAAGCGGACUACGACGUCUUCAUGUCUCAUAUAAGUACCCUGGAGGAGCUGCUAAAAGUUUUCAUGAACUCAAGUUAUGCCAAGUUUGACACAGCCCAGCAAGCUCUCGGUGUAAUACAACGUUUUCAGAAACUAAACAUUCCCUGUCUGAAGGCGGAAAUGCCCGUUGCUUUGUGCGCUAUUCUCCAGCUCUACGUCUCAGAAGUGGAGGCGGUGGCAAAGCUAUUUGACAAGCAAAACGAGGAUCCGCCUAUGAGUCGAAACAUGCCGCCUGUCUCCGGCAGGCUCCGCUGGGCUCGCCACCUUUACAAGAAAAUACAUGAGCCCAUAUCGUACAUACGCGAGAACUCCGACAUCCUGACCACCCCCGAGGGACGCGCUGUCGUCAAAUUGUACAAUCAGACUACGGCCGCAUUGCAACGCUUUGAGUCGGACCAGCACAAAGCUUGGGCAGCCGAAGUGUCCAAACUAUAUUAUGCCUUGAAUACAACGCUAUUGAUUCGCUGCACCGUUACGGGCAAGUACUUGGUCAACUUUGAUACCAAAAUAAGUGAAGCCAUUCAGGAGGCCAGCAGUUUGGUGAAGAUGGGCCUGGAAGUCCCCAAGCAGGCUUUGCAUUUCCUCAAGUGUGAGCACCAAUUAAAGACGUAUCACCAUCGUCUUCACACCAUUGUGAUAGAGUACAAGCAAAUUUGUGAGAGCAUCCCAGAGGAUUUUAACAACAUGAUGACAUCAAAGACCAACCAAAUUGAUUCCCUCCUUCGCUACGGUUCAGUGAUGGUCAUGUGGUCAUCGCUGCUUCUGGAGAAGUACUUUACAAAUAUUGACAUUACCUUGGCUGAACUCAAGCAAAUCUUGAAGAAGGUGCAAGACAUCUGUAAGUUUCACAUUGACAAUUAUCUCCAAGAGGUCUCUGAGACCGUUCUCAUCCAUCUGCCCGAAGAUCGCUCCUCUGCAAUUGAGCCCCUUCUUCAACUCACUGAGAGCCUGUGCCAGAAGGGGAUCAAAAGAGUAGAACACAAGUGCUAUCACGUGAAGGAAGCGGUGAACGAGCUGGGCAAAGUGUUUAAUUCCAUUUACAAGUCCAAGCAAACCACGAAGGCCGCAGACAGUUCUGCACCGAAGGAGAACCAGCGAAUCUCCGACAAUGCAACAGAGGGCCAAGAAAAGUACAAAGCUACACGCUUUGAAAAGGAAUUCACUAAGCAAUAUGACUCCUUUGCUGCGAGGAUUUUGGAUGCACUAGUAGAAAUGACCAAGUUGUCUCUGAAGACUUUGGAGCGGCGAGUGUCCGGCCCCGACUUAUUCCAGAAGAAGGCUGGCGAUGCCUGGGUCCCCAUGAUGAAAGCGGAAGUACAUCUAAAUGCACCCAAUGUGGUGAUGGUCCCCACUGUGGAACAGAUUCAUCACGCCAUACUUGAAACCAAUGAAUGUCUCUUGGGAGUCAGCAAGGGCAUUCAAUGCUGGGAGGUGGAGUACAGGCAUGAAAGCUCACCCACUGAAGGGCGGGAGAAAUUGGACUUUUACACACGCGUCAGCAAUCACGACGAUAUCAAAGCGGUCAUUUUCGCCAUAAAGUCAGUGCUGAAGUUGCAGAGGGACAACGCCGCCACCGUUAUAGAUCGCUUUAAGAGGUUCAAGGAGCUGUGGGGCAAGGACAAAGAGCACGUCAUCAAGGCAUUCAUUGACAGCAAUCCGUCUUUGAUUGAGAUAAAAAGUAAAUUGCACCACUAUGACAUGCUUGAGAACCAAAUCGAGGCAAUCCAGAACAUCAUUGUUGUUGGGAUGAUUGAACUGUCAACAAAUCACUUAAAAGGGUCCCUCAUGGUGGAGGCCAAGGCUUGGAAGAAGCUGCUGUGCAAAUAUUUGCACGUACAGUGCAGGAAGAACAUCAUUGACAUCAGCCUGCAGACCCACAAGAGCUUCACGCAGCUGUCUCAUCCCAUUACAAAUCUGGAUGACGUUCGCUGCUCCAUGAAGACGCUGGCCAACCUGCGCGAUUCGGAAAUUAACACCGACAUAACGCUCGUUUCCACUCAAGAUGCCUACGAACUGCUGAUCCUUUAUGAAGCAGAAAUGCCAGAGAAGGAACCGGGAGAGGUGUACGGACUCGGCCGUUUCUCCGUCAGGCUUCUGUCCAAGGCUAUGUCCGUUCAGGAUCAGCUUUUCCGUAUGCAGCCCCACCUCAAGCAGGACCUGAUGGAGCGCGUCGGCGUCUUUGAGAAAGAUGUCGACACAUUCAUGGACAACUAUGAUGAUGAAGGUCCUAUGGUUGAAGGAACAGAACCGAAGGAAGCCAGCCGCAGGCUCCAGGCCUUCCAGGCCAGGUUUUCCGAGCUGUGGCGAAAUUUCACCAUCUACAACUCCGGCGAGCAGCUCCUCGGCCUGCCUGUCUCUGAUUACGAAUGCCUUCAAAAUAAAAAGAAAGAGCUGGACCUGCUUCAGAAGCUCUACGGCCUAUACGACACUGUGAUGAAGACCAUCAGUGGUCACUCCAAGCUCCUGUGGACACAAGUGGAUAUUGAGAAGAUCAAUAAUGAGCUUAUGGACUUCCAGAACAGGUGCCGACGUCUUCCCAAGGCCCUGAAGGAGUGGCAGGCUUUCAACGACCUGAAGCAGACCAUCGACGACUUCAGCGAGCUGUGUCCUCUGCUGGAGAUGAUGACCAACAAGUCAAUGAUUCGCAGGCACUGGGAUCAGAUCUCCAACAUGACUGGCCACGAGUUUGAGGUUGACUCACCCACCUGCAUUCUGGGUGACAUCAUGGAGGCGCCGCUGUUGACGUUCAAAGACGACAUUGAGGAUAUCUGCAUAUCGGCCGUGAAAGAAAGGGACAUCGAGGCCAAGUUGACGGGUGUGAAAAUGGUGUGGCGUGACCAAAACUUGACGCUGAAUAGCUUCAAGGACAGAGGGGAGCUCAUGCUGCGAGGCGGUGACACCGCAGAGAUCCUCACCACUCUGGAGGACAGUCUUAUGGUGCUGGGAUCGUUGCUAAGCAAUCGCUACUGCACAUUCUACAAAGCUGAGAUACAGGACUGGGUCUCCAAGCUGUCCACGUCAACAGACGUCAUUGAGCAGUGGGUCAUCGUGCAAAACCUUUGGAUUUACUUAGAGGCCGUCUUUGUCGGGGGUGACAUUGCCAAAGACCUGCCUCAGGAAGCAGAGCGCUUUCAGCAAAUUGACUCAACGUGGAUCGGCGUCAUGGACCGAGCACGAAACGUCCCGAACGUCGUAGAGUGCUGUGUCGGGGAUCCAAUGCUGGGGGAGAUCCUGCCAGAUCUUCAGAAGCAACUGGACUUUUGUCAGAAGUCACUCACAGGGUACCUGGAGAAAAAACGUCUCCUGUUCCCACGGUUCUUCUUCGUGUCUGAUCCCGCUCUCUUGGAAAUCCUUGGGCAAGCGAGCGAUUCUCACACGAUUCAGUCGCAUCUUCUCGGAGUGUUUGACAACGUCAAUGAAGCCGAGUUUGAUGCCGAUGCGUACGACAGCAUUUUGGCUGUCUUGUCUCAAGAAGCGGAGAAAUUACCGCUGGACAAGCCCGUCCUAGCUCAGGGUGCCGUGGAGCUCUGGCUCGGGAAGCUACUGGUGGAGCAGCAGUCAUCGUUGCACACAGUCAUCAAAGCGGCUGAAGACAUGAUCAACGACGAAGAGUUUGACCUCAUACCUUUUCUUGACAAGUUUCAAGCACAGGUGGGCCUGCUUGGAAUCCAAAUGAUCUGGACCAGGGACUCAGAGGAGGCCCUUGAAAAUGCAGAAUUCAGCAAGGAGGUGAUGAUCUUCACCAAGAAGAAAUUCCUGAAUCUUCUCCGAACGCUCAUCAAGCAGACCACCUACGACUUGACCAAAUUUGACAGGGUCAAGUAUGAGACUCUGGUCACCAUCCAUGUGCACCAGAGUGACAUCUUUGAAGAGCUGGUGGCAAAAUCAGUCAAAUCUACCAAUGACUUUGAGUGGCUGAAGCAAAGCAGGUUUUACUACAAUGACAGCAUUGAUAAGGUCAUCGUGUCCAUCACCAAUGUCGACUUUAUUUAUCAGAACGAAUUCCUCGGCUGCACCGACCGUCUGGUCAUCACCCCACUGACUGACAGGUGUUACAUUACAUUGUCCCAGGCCCUGGGCAUGAGCAUGGGAGGAGCCCCUGCUGGGCCAGCAGGUACAGGAAAGACAGAGACCACAAAAGACAUGGGUCGAUGUUUGGGAAAGUAUGUGGUGGUCUUCAACUGCUCUGACCAAAUGGACUUCAGGGGACUCGGCAGGAUUUACAAAGGCCUUGCACAGUCCGGUUCGUGGGGUUGCUUUGACGAAUUCAACAGGAUUGACCUGCCGGUGUUGUCUGUGGCCGCACAGCAAAUUUACAUCGUUCUGGUAGCUCGUAAGACGCACAAAACGAGUUUUAUCUUUACGGAUGGUGACGUUGUUGACCUGAAUCCAGAGUUUGGCCUUUUCAUUACUAUGAACCCCGGUUAUGCUGGUCGUCAGGAACUUCCUGAGAACUUGAAAGUGCAGUUUAGGACAGUCUCCAUGAUGGUGCCUGAUCGACAGAUCAUCAUGAGGGUUAAGCUGGCCAGCUGUGGAUUCAACGAGAAUGUCCUCCUAGCCCAGAAAUUCUUUGUCCUUUAUAAACUAUGUGAAGAGCAGCUUACAAAACAGGUCCACUACGACUUUGGCCUGAGGAACAUCUUGUCCGUGUUGAGGACACUGGGAGCCUGCAAGAGAGCACGUCCCGAUGACUCUGAGUCCAGCACCGUCAUGAGAGUGCUGCGUGAUAUGAAUCUGUCCAAACUGGUGGAUGAGGAUGAGCCGCUCUUCCUCAGUCUCAUCAAUGACUUGUUCCCUGGCAUCAAACUGGACAACAGCUCCUACAAUGAACUACAGGCCGCCGUGAAGCAUCAAGUUGAGCUUGCUGCUUUGGUUAACCACCCCAACUGGAACCUAAAACUGGUUCAGCUCUACGAGACUUCCCUUGUGCGCCACGGCCUCAUGACGCUGGGGCCGAGUGGGGCGGGUAAGACGGCGGUCAUCAACAUCCUAAUGCGGGCGCUGACAGAGUGCGGAACGCCACACAGGGAGAUGCGCAUGAACCCCAAGGCCAUCACCGCGCCGCAGAUGUUUGGCCGUCUCGACGCUGCCACCAACGACUGGACUGACGGGAUCUUCUCCACUCUAUGGAGGAGGACGCUCAAAGCUAAGAAAGGGGAGAUCAUAUGGAUCCUGUUGGACGGUCCCGUGGAUGCCAUCUGGAUUGAAAACCUCAACUCUGUGCUGGAUGAUAACAAAACCCUCACACUGGCAAACGGUGACCGUAUCACCAUGUCGCCGUCUUGCAAGUUGGUGUUCGAGGUGCACAACAUUGAGAACGCCUCUCCGGCCACCGUGUCCCGUGUCGGUAUGGUCUAUAUGAGCUCCUCGGCUUUAAGCUGGGAACCCAUCCUCAAGGGAUGGACAAACAAGCGGAACCCAGAAGAAGCUGAGAACAUCAUUCAUCUGUACAGCAGGAUAUUUUGGGACGCGUAUUCAUUCAUGAGACAGGCCCUAAAACCCAAGAUGCCAUUUUUGGAGUGUAACUACAUCAUGCAGUCUUGCAAUCUGCUGGAGGGCCUCAUCCCAACCAAGCAGAUGGGGGGCCUGGUCAGCGACAAACAUUUGGAGCGGCUCUUCGUCUUCGGCCUCAUGUGGAGUCUCGGGGCCCUAUUGGAGUUGGACGACCGUGACCAAAUGGAGGGUUUUUUCCGAGAGCACAGCAGCAACAUUGAUCUGCCUCACACAAAGGAGGGAGAGACUAUGUUUGAAUUCAUGGUCGGGGCAGAUGGUCAGUGGUGUCACUGGAAUGAGCAUGUAGGGGAGUACGAGUACCCCACAGAUCACGUACCGGACUACGCUUCCAUCCUUGUGCCCAACGUCGAUAACACUAGGACCGCUUUUUUGCUGGAGACUAUUGCGAAGCAGUACAAGGCCGUCUUGCUCAUUGGUGAGCAAGGGACGGCUAAGACAGUGAUGAUCAAAAGCCAUGCCAAGAAGUUUGACCCCGAGACGGACUUAUUUAAGUCGCUCAACUUCUCCUCUGCCACAGAGCCCAUCAUGUUUCAGCGCACCGUGGAGAGCUACAUCGAGAAGAGAAUCGGUAGCACGUACGGACCGCCGGGCGGGCGCAGGAUGACGGUGUUUGUCGAUGACAUCAACAUGCCACUUGUCAACGAGUGGGGAGAUCAGAUCACCAAUGAGAUAGUCCGGCAAAUGAUGGAAAUGGGCGGCAUGUACAAUCUGGACAAACCAGGUGACUUCAUCACCAUCGUGGACGUCCAAAUGCUGGGGGCCAUGAUUCACCCUGGCGGCGGGCGCAACGACAUCCCUCAGAGACUCAAGAGGCAGUUUACCGUCUUCAACUGCACCCUGCCUUCCAAUACGUCCAUUGACAAAAUCUUCGGUGUGGUCGGCUGCGGCUAUUUCCACGAGUGCAGGAAGUUCUCGGAAAAGAUGACAGCCAUGGUGAAAAAGCUUGUGUCAGCUGGGAGAAUUUUAUGGCAGUGGACCAAGAUAAAGAUGCUACCCACACCUUCCAAGUUCCACUACGUCUUCAACUUGCGAGACUUGUCCAGGAUCUGGCAAGGAAUGCUAAAGGUGGAGGCAGAGCAGUGCAAUGACUUUGUAACGAUAUUGGCCCUCUUCAAGAGCGAAUGCACCCGCGUCAUCGCUGACAGGUUCAUUUGCAGCGAGGACAAAGACUGGUUUGAGAACUCUAUAAACCGCGUGGUCAAAGAGCACGUCGACGCCAACCUCGCCGCGUCCAUCCACCAGGAGCCGUACUUUGUUGACUUCUUGCGGGAAGCACCCGAACCGACCGGCGAGGAGGACGAAGACGCCUGUUUUGACGCCCCCCAAAUUUACGAACUUAUCCCUUCUUUUGAAUUCCUCGAGGAGAAGCUCAGGUUCUAUCAGGCAAAGCACAAUGAAGAAGUGAGGGGCUCUCACAUGGACUUGGUGUUCUUCACAGAUGCCAUGACUCACCUUGUCAAGAUCUCACGCAUCAUUCGUACAGAUACUGGCAACGCCCUGCUAGUGGGCGUGGGAGGAUCCGGGAAGCAGAGUUUGACUCGUCUUGCCUCAUACAUAGCUGGAUAUGAAGUGAACCAGAUCACACUGACCAAGUCUUACAAUACAUCUAACUUUAUGGAAGAUCUAAAAAAGUUGUACAAAUCAAGCGGGGCCGAAGGCCGCGGCAUCACCUUCCUUUUUACUGACAAUGAAAUAAAGCAGGAGGCCUUCCUCGAGUACCUGAACAAUGUUCUGUCAUCUGGAGAGGUCUCCAACCUAUUUGCAAAGGAUGAGAUCCAAGAGAUCGCCCAAAACUUGGUUCCGGUGAUGAAAAAGGAAUUUCCUCGCAUUCCACCCACUUUCGACAACCUCUACGACUACUUCAUAUCACGGGCGCGGAAGAACCUACACGUUGUCUUGUGCUUCUCACCGGUGGGACCAAAGUUUCGCUCGAGGUCCCUGAAGUUCCCGGGUUUGAUAUCCGGCUGCACAAUGGACUGGUUUGCCCCAUGGCCCGAGGAGGCUCUGGUGGCGGUGGCUCAUCACUUCCUAUCAGAGUUUCCCAUUGUUUGCUCCUCAGAGGUGAAGGCCUCCAUGGUGACCACCAUGGGCGUGUACCAUCGCAAAGUGUCCGAGACGUGCGAAAGCUACUUUGAACGAUUCAGGAGGAGAACUCACGUCACCCCCAAAUCAUACCUGUCAUUCAUCAAUGGCUACAAGACACUCUACCGUCAAAACCAUGAGCACAUUGACACGCUUGCUGAGCGCAUGAAUGUCGGGUUGGCCAAACUGGUGGAGGCCAGCGUGUCUGUAGCUAAGCUCUCCAAAGAGCUGGAAGUGAGCGAGAAAGAGUUGGUGGUGGCCUCUGCCAAAGCCGACAAGGUGUUAGCCGAGGUGAUGGUCCGAACUGAAGCGGCCACUAUCAUCAAGAAUGAGGUCCAGAUCGUGAGUGAUAAAGCCCAGAUGAUCGUGGAUGAAAUCACGCACGAGAGGGCCAUUGCUGAAGAAAAACUGGAGGCGGCCAAGCCGGCAUUAUUGGAGGCCGAAAAUGCACUGAACACUAUCAAGCCUACUGAUAUCGCCACUGUGAGAAAACUGGCCAAGCCACCUCAUUUGAUCAUGAGGAUCAUGGACUGCUGCCUGCUGUUGUUCCAAAGAAAGUUGGAGACCAUCACUGUGGAUCCCAACCUGCCUUGUCUCAAGCCAUCAUGGCCGGAUGCUCUCAGGCUAAUGGGCAGCACAGGCUUCUUGGCAUCGCUGCAGCAGUUCGUCAAGGACAAGAUUAACGAGGAGACUGUGGAGCUGCUGUGUCCCUACUUUGAAAUGGAGGACUACACCAUGGAAAAUGCCAAGAAGGUGUGCGGCAGCGUGUCAGGUCUGCUUGGGUGGACCAGGGCUAUGGCCAUCUUCUAUGACAUCAACAAGGAAGUGCUGCCGCUCAAGGCUAAUCUGGCGGUUCAGGAAGUGCGCUACAAAAAAGCCAGUGCGGAGCAAAUGGCAGCCCAGGCCACGCUGGCCGAAAAGGAAGCCGAGCUGGCCCUGGUUCAAGCGAAGAGCGACGCUGCUAGCAAAGAGAAGCAGGAAUUGGUGGAUCGUUCCGAGAUGUGUAAGAAUAAAAUGCAGGCCGCCUCCGAUCUCAUCGGUGGACUGAGUAACGAGAAAGUUCGCUGGACUGAACAAAGCAAAGAAUUUAAAUCUCAGAUCAAGAGACUGGUGGGCGACGUCCUGCAGCUCACCGGUUUCCUGUCAUACUGCGGCCCCUUCAACCAGACUUUCCGUGACAUGUUGCUGGAGAUGUGGAAGAACGAUCUCAUUUCCAACAAAAUCCCAUUCACCGAAAACCUCAACCUCAUCUCCGCGCUGGUGGACGCUCCCACGAUCAGCGAGUGGAAUCUUCAGGGGCUGCCUGGAGAUGACUUGUCGGUGCAGAACGGCAUCAUCGUCACCAAAGCGUCACGCUAUCCUCUCCUGGUUGAUCCCCAGACUCAAGGAAAAACUUGGAUCACUGCAAAAGAGAAAGCCAAUUCCCUGCAGCUGACGUCCCUCAACCACAAGUAUUUCCGUACGCAUUUGGAGGACUCCAUAUCCUUGGGCAGGCCGCUGCUUAUUGAAGAUGUGGGCGAGGAGCUGGACCCUGCUCUUGACAACAUUCUGGAGAAGAACUUCUUCAAAUCCGGCUCCAACUACAAGGUGAAGGUGGGAGACAAGGAUGUGGACGUGUCCAACAAUUUCCGCCUUUACAUCACCACCAAACUGCCAAAUCCGGCGUACACGCCAGAGGUGAGCGCCAAGACGUCCAUCAUCGAUUUCACCGUCAACAUGAAAGGUCUGGAGGACCAGCUGCUGGGUCGCGUCAUCCUUGGCGAGAAGAAGGAACUCGAGAACGAGAGGCUGAAGCUCAUUGAGGAUGUGACUUCCAACAAAAGGAAGAUGCAGGAGCUGGAGGACAACCUGCUGUACAAACUGAGCUCCACAAAAGGUUCCCUGGUGGACGACGACUCCAUGAUCGGCAUUUUGACCACUACCAAGCAAACGGCCGCCGAGGUGAGCGUCAAGCUGAACAUCGCGGCCGAGGCGGAGGAGAAAAUCAAAGCGGCUCAGUCCGAAUAUCGUCCGGUGGCGUGCCGAGGUAGCAUCCUUUACUUCCUCAUCACCGAGAUGAGCAUGGUCAACGUCAUGUACCAGACGUCCCUCGGUCAGUUCCUCAAAAUCUUCGACAUUUCGCUGGCCAGGUCCGAGAAGUCGGCCAAAACCAGCAAACGAAUCGUCAACAUCAUCGAAUACCUGACGUAUGAAGUCUUCAGGUACACGGUGCGCGGGCUGUACGAAAACCACAAGUUCAUCUUCACAAUACUGAUGGCGCUUAAGAUCGACCUGCAGAACGGCAGGAUACAACACAGCCAAUUUCAGACUCUCAUCAAAGGUGGCGCUGCACUCGACCUGAAGGCGUGCCCCCCGAAGCCCUUCACCUGGGUCCUGGACAUUGUGUGGCUGAACCUCGUGGAACUCAGUAAACUUCCUCAGUUUGCAAGCAUCCUCAAUCAGGUGGGUAAAAGUGGAAAACAUUGGAAAGUGUGGGCCAACGGCGAUGCCCCGGAGGAAACCGUCAUCCCAGAUGGCUACAACAACCUGGAUGUAUUCAGUAAACUCAUGCUUAUCAGGUCCUGGUGUCCAGAUCGCACCCUGGCUCAGGCCAGGAAGUACGUGGCCAACGCCAUGGGCGCCAGGUUCGCCGAGCCUGUCCUGCUGAACCUGCAGGGCACGUGGGAGGAGAGCGACAUCCGCACGCCGCUCAUCUGCUUCCUCUCCAUGGGCUCGGAUCCCACCAACCAAAUAGAAGCGCUGGGCAAGAAGCUCAAUGUCGGAUGUCGGUCCAUCUCCAUGGGACAAGGGCAAGAGGUGCACGCCAGGAAGCUUGUUAAAAUCUCGAUGGCAGAGGGUGGCUGGGUGCUCCUGCAGAACUGUCACUUGGGCUUGGAGUUCAUGGAUGAGUUGUUGGACUACGUCUUAAACACUGAGACUGUCCACAAAACCUUCAGGGUGUGGGUCACCACCGAACCGCACGACCUCUUCUCCAUCACGCUCCUGCAGUCCUCCAUCAAGUUCACCAACGACCCACCGCAGGGACUUCGCGCCAGCUUGAAGCGAACCUUUGUCAGCAUCUCGCAAAACCAGCUGGAAGUCAGCAACCUCCCGACAUGGAAGCCGCUGUUGUACGGUGUGGCCUUUCUCCACUCCGCCGUUCAGGAACGGCGUAAAUUUGGACCCCUGGGAUGGAACAUACCAUACGAGUUCAACUCUGCAGACUUCACAGCCAGUGUGGAGUUUGUGGAGAGACACUUGGAUGACUGCGGGCCCAGAAAGGAUGUUUCCUGGGUGACUCUGCGCUACAUGUUAGCUGAAGUACAGUACGGAGGCAGAGUCACUGACGACUAUGACAAACGCCUACUCAAAUGUUUUGCCCGGGUGUGGUUCAGUAAGAAAAUGUUAGACCCGUCCUUCUGCUUCUACACGGAGUACCAGAUCCCUAUCUGUAAAACCAUCGAGGAGUAUGUGGACUAUAUUCAGGGCUUGCCCGCUGUGGAUUCCACGCAAGCGCUGGGGCUGCACCCCAAUGCUGACAUUGUCUACCAGCGAAAUACAUCUGCCGAGGUGCUCGACACCAUCACCAACAUCCAGCCCAAGGAGAGCGCCGGCGGUUCAGGAGCCACCCGAGAGAGCAUCGUGUACAGCAUGGCGGAGGACAUGCUGGACAAGCUGCCGCGCGACUACAUACCUCACGAGGUCAGAGCCAGUCUGAAGAAGAUGGGCCCUUUCAACCCCAUGAACAUCUUCCUACGCCAGGAGGUGGACCGCAUGCAGAAGAUUAUCUCUUUGGUCCGCAGCACUCUCCUGGAUCUCAAGCUGGCCAUCGAAGGCACCAUUAUCAUGAGUGAGACCUUGCGUGACGCCCUGGACAACAUCUAUGACGCCCGCGUACCCAAUCUGUUUCGGAAGCUCUCAUGGGAUUCUACUACAAUCGGGUUUUGGUUCACUGAGCUCUUGGACAGGAACAGACAGUUUUACAACUGGGUGUUUGCCCGGCGGCCAAAAACCUUUUGGAUGACCGGUUUCUUCAACCCACAAGGUUUCCUCACUGCGAUGAGGCAAGAAGUGACGAGGGCAAACAAGGGCUGGGCUCUGGACUCGGUCACCCUGAACAACAAAGUCACGAAGAAGACCAGGGAGGAAAUCAAGGCCGAUCCAGACGAAGGCGUGUACGUCUACGGCCUGUUCCUGGAGGGCGCCGACUGGGACAAGAAGCAAUCGGUCCUCUGCGAGUCGGCGCCCAAAGUGCUCUUUACGCCCCUGCCCGUCAUCCACAUGUUUGCCAUCAACUCCAUCGCCCCCCCCGACCCCAAGUACUACGUGUGUCCCAUUUAUAAGAAACCCAUGCGUACCGACCUCAAUUACAUCACUGCCGUGAUACUGGGCACCAAUCACCCGCCUGACCACUGGAUAAUGCGAGGCGUCGCCCUCCUCUGCGAUAUCAAAUGAGCGCAUAGACAUGGAUUAUUGUUGUUUCGCUGUUGUCAGCGUGUUUUAUUAAAUGUCACCGAUAUUAUUCCAA